Molecule: messenger RNA, 2617 nt
Organism: Passer domesticus (house sparrow)
Lineage: Eukaryota; Metazoa; Chordata; Aves; Passeriformes; Passeridae
Gene: STAT3
Product: signal transducer and activator of transcription 3
Exons: 24
Coding region: 152-2467 (771 amino acids)
Biological process (GO): cell surface receptor signaling pathway via JAK-STAT; response to peptide hormone; growth hormone receptor signaling pathway via JAK-STAT
Molecular function (GO): DNA-binding transcription factor activity, RNA polymerase II-specific; RNA polymerase II cis-regulatory region sequence-specific DNA binding
Source: RefSeq, a predicted model, not a curated record
GUCGCUAUUGGCAGUAGCGCGGUGACGUCACGGAGGGGCGGGGCCGGGGCGCAGCAGGUCCGGUUCCUCGGCGCAGCCGGACGCGAUCGCCGCCGUCACCGGGAGCCGCCGCCCCGCCCGCCGGGACCGCCGGUCUCCGGAGCUGGCCAGGAUGGCGCAGUGGAACCAGCUGCAGCAGCUCGACACGAGGUACCUGGAGCAGCUCCACCAGCUCUACAGCGACAGCUUCCCCAUGGAGCUCCGGCAGUUCCUGGCCCCGUGGAUUGAAAGCCAGGACUGGGCAUAUGCUGCCAGCAAGGAGUCACACGCCACGCUGGUGUUCCACAACCUGCUGGGGGAGAUCGACCAGCAGUACAGCCGCUUCCUGCAGGAGUCCAACGUCCUGUACCAGCACAACCUGCGCCGCAUCAAGCAGUUCCUGCAGAGCAGGUACUUGGAGAAGCCGAUGGAAAUAGCCCGCAUCGUGGCUCGCUGCCUCUGGGAAGAGUCCCGGCUCCUCCAGACAGCUGCCACUGCAGCCCAGCAAGGGGGACAGGCAACACACCCAACUGCAGCUGUGGUGACAGAGAAGCAGCAGAUGCUGGAGCAGCACCUGCAGGAUGUCAGGAAGAGGGUGCAGGAUCUGGAGCAGAAGAUGAAAGUGGUGGAGAAUCUCCAAGAUGACUUUGAUUUUAACUACAAGACUUUGAAAAGCCAAGGAGACAUGCAGGACCUGAACGGGAACAACCAGUCAGUGACCCGGCAGAAGAUGCAGCAGCUGGAGCAGAUGCUGACAGCACUGGACCAGAUGCGCAGGGGCAUAGUGAGCGAGCUGGCUGGGCUGCUGUCAGCCAUGGAAUAUGUGCAGAAGAUGCUGGCAGAUGAGGAACUGGCAGACUGGAAGAGGCGACAGCAGAUUGCCUGCAUUGGUGGCCCACCCAAUAUCUGCCUGGACAGGCUGGAGAACUGGAUAACCUCCCUUGCUGAAUCACAGCUACAGACCCGGCAGCAGAUCAAGAAGUUGGAAGAACUGCAGCAAAAAGUGUCCUAUAAGGGUGACCCCAUCGUCCAGCACCGGCCCAUGCUGGAGGAGCGGAUUGUGGAGCUCUUCAGGAACCUGAUGAAAAGUGCUUUUGUUGUGGAGAGGCAGCCCUGCAUGCCCAUGCACCCCGACAGGCCCCUCGUCAUCAAGACAGGUGUGCAGUUCACCACCAAAGUCAGGUUGUUGGUCAAGUUUCCAGAGCUGAACUACCAGCUGAAAAUCAAAGUCUGCAUUGACAAGGACUCUGGGGAUGUUGCAGCACUUCGGGGGUCUCGGAAGUUUAACAUCCUGGGGACCAACACCAAGGUCAUGAACAUGGAGGAGUCAAACAACGGCAGCCUCUCAGCAGAGUUCAAACACCUGACCCUGCGGGAGCAGCGCUGUGGCAAUGGAGGCCGAGCCAACUGUGAUGCCUCGCUGAUAGUCACUGAGGAGCUGCACCUCAUCACUUUUGAGACAGAGGUGUAUCACCAGGGGCUGAAGAUCGACCUGGAGACCCACUCGCUGCCUGUGGUGGUCAUCUCCAACAUCUGCCAGAUGCCCAAUGCCUGGGCAUCCAUCCUGUGGUACAACAUGCUGACCAACAACCCCAAGAACGUGAACUUCUUCACCAAGCCACCCAUUGGGACCUGGGACCAGGUGGCAGAGGUGCUGAGCUGGCAGUUCUCCUCCACCACGAAGCGCGGCCUCAGCAUCGAGCAGCUGACCACGCUGGCAGAGAAACUGCUGGGACCAGGUGUGAAUUACUCUGGCUGUCAGAUCACCUGGGCCAAGUUCUGCAAGGAGAACAUGGCUGGCAAAGGCUUCUCCUUCUGGGUCUGGUUGGACAACAUCAUUGACUUGGUGAAGAAGUACAUCCUGGCACUGUGGAAUGAAGGGUACAUCAUGGGGUUCAUCAGCAAGGAGCGGGAGCGAGCCAUCCUGAGCACCAAGCCGCCAGGGACCUUUCUGCUGCGCUUCAGUGAGAGCAGCAAGGAAGGUGGCAUCACCUUCACGUGGGUGGAGAAGGACAUCAGUGGGAAGACACAGAUCCAGUCAGUAGAGCCUUACACCAAGCAGCAGCUGAACAACAUGUCCUUUGCUGAGAUCAUCAUGGGCUACAAGAUCAUGGAUGCCACCAACAUCCUGGUGUCCCCUCUGGUGUACCUGUACCCAGACAUCCCCAAGGAGGAGGCAUUUGGGAAGUACUGCCGCUCCGAGAGCCAGGAGCACUCGGAAGCCACAGACUCAGGUAGUGCUGCUCCAUACCUGAAGACCAAGUUCAUCUGUGUCACCCCCACCUCCUUCAGCAACACCAUCGACCUGCCCAUGUCCCCGCGCACCCUGGACUCGCUCAUGCAGUUCGGCAACAGCAGCGAGGGCGCGGAGAGCAACGCGGGCGGGCAGUUUGAGUCGCUGACCUUCGACAUGGAGCUGACCCCAGAGUGUGCGUCCUCGCCCAUGUGAGGGGCUGCGCCGGCGCGCGGGGCCCUCCCCGGGCUCUGCCUUCCCAGCUGCAGAGCGCGGCCCCGGAUUUGUCCCACUCGGCUGCAGCUGCUCCGGGCCCGCCCUCGGGACCUGCCGGGGUCCCUGAAUGGGUCAGGCCCUCACUUAACC